AUGUCGCAGUUACUGGAUAAAGCUAAGAACUUUGUGUCGGAGAAGAUCAACGACGUGGCCAAGCCUGAGGCGAGUGUCACCGACGUUGACUUCAAGCGCGUGAGCAAGGAUAGCAUCGAGUACUUGGCAAAGGUCUCUGUUGAUAAUCCUUAUUCAACUUCAAUUCCAAUAUGCGAGAUCAAGUACUCUUUCAAAAGCGCAUCCAGGGAGAUAGCAUCAGGGACAAUACCAGACCCAGGAUCCUUGAAGUCUAAGGACAAGACUAUGGUGGAUGUGCCAGUGAAGGUGCCUUAUAGCAUAUUGGUGAGCUUGGCAAGGGACAUUGGGGCUGAUUGGGACAUAGACUAUCAAUUGGAUCUAAGUCUCGUUAUUGAUCUUCCUGUCAUUGGCAACUUCACCAUUCCCCUUUCUCAUAAGGGAGAGGUCAAGCUACCAACCCUUUCUAAUACGUUCGCCUAGUCCCAGAACAGAAUAAUGUUUAGAAGGAAAUAAAUGCAUUGCACCCUCCAUCAUGUUUUCCUUUUAUGUGAAUU
Molecule: messenger RNA, 533 nt
Organism: Gastrolobium bilobum
Lineage: Eukaryota; Viridiplantae; Streptophyta; Magnoliopsida; Fabales; Fabaceae
Product: desiccation protectant protein Lea14 homolog
Exons: 2
Coding region: 1-459 (152 amino acids)
Biological process (GO): response to desiccation
Cellular component (GO): cytosol
Source: RefSeq, a predicted model, not a curated record